Ixodes scapularis (black-legged tick) is the source of this 2240-nucleotide messenger RNA. RefSeq names its product neural retina-specific leucine zipper protein. Bases 179 to 1219 code for a protein of 346 amino acids. NCBI's taxonomy places the organism in Eukaryota, Metazoa, Arthropoda, Arachnida, Ixodida, Ixodidae. Gene Ontology annotation, biological process: regulation of transcription by RNA polymerase II. Gene Ontology annotation, molecular function: DNA-binding transcription factor activity, RNA polymerase II-specific; RNA polymerase II cis-regulatory region sequence-specific DNA binding. The transcript has 3 exons. The record is from RefSeq and is a predicted model, not a curated record. Gene Ontology annotation, cellular component: nucleus.
CUGGCGGCAGCGUCGGCGUCGGGAGCGACUCACCGGGGCCGCGGGGGAGAACUUGGGCUCGGGACGCGCGAAGUUUCCGGGCGAGGGGGCCGUGGCCUGGCGGCACGCGCUCGGCUGACGUCACACGAUCCGCGUCCCGCGAUUGGCGCAAAGUGCAGCGGCGCGCGGGCUCAUAAAUAUGUGGCCGAAGUCGGCGGGGGCCGAGCUUGGCGAGCGAGUGUGCCGCGAGCGCGCCGUGAGAGGAGUCUCGAGAGCCCGAGACCCCGCGUCGAGAAGUGUGGCCCUGUACGCGGGUGAAGCAGCAGCGACGGGCGACGCCGCGGUGGCAGCGUGGCUCGGCGGCGCGCCCCCGGACCCGGCCUGCCUGUACUUCCAGGGCGGAGCAGCGGCCACGCCGUCGCCGUCCGGUUCGUCGUCUCUGAGCUCGUCUCUCGAUGAAGACGCCAUGGCUGCGGACGAGUACAGCUUCGACCUGGAGAACCUCGAGGAGGUGGUCAAGCAGGAGAUGGGCGUCAAGUACGUCUCGCUGCAGCCCGAGCUGCAUCAGCUGGAGCAGCUGCGCCAGCGCGGCAUGGUGGCCAGCACGCCGGGCACCCCACCGGACACGCCGCCGGGCUCGACGGCCUGUCCGGAGUCGCCCGAGUUCGCGGCCUGCAUGCCCGACGACAGCAUGAUGUGGCUCUCGCAGCAGCCGCCGCCGCCGCCGCCGCACGCGGGCCUGCGGUUCGGCCACCAGGAGCCGCUGGACCUGCGGCCGCAAGGCGACCUCGAGUGGCUGCAGCUGCGCCGAGACCUGGAGGGCGCCCCGGCGGGGCCCCGGCCCCCGAUGGCCGCACUGGCGCCCCAGCAGCAGCUCCCCAUGCGGGACAUCUUGGACGACGAACAGCUGAUCUCGCUGUCUGUGCGCGAACUCAACAAGCGACUCCACGGGUUCCCCCGCGAAGAAGUGGUUCGCCUCAAGCAGAAGCGUCGGACGCUCAAGAACCGCGGCUACGCGCAGAACUGUCGGACCAAGCGCCUGGCGCAGAGGCACGAGCUGGAAAGCAGGAACCGCAUCCUUCAGGCCGAGGCCAACCGUUUGCGCCAGGAGCUGGACCGUGCCUGCCAGGAGCGGGACUUCUACAAGCAGCAGCUCGGUGCCGCCGCCCACGGCCGGGCCCGGCCGCAACAGCUGCCGCCGCACGCCAUGGGGCCCGGCUCGCCGGACUUCCUCAUGUGACUCGGGCCGACCCGCCGGCUGCCGGACCAGCCCGCGGCCAAGUGGGGCCACUGAGCCCCCUCUUCUGGACUGUACGAAAGGCGGUGCUCGCACCGCUGACGACGGCAUGCGUCGCCUGGCCUGAUGCCCCAUCCGACGUUGCCCUAAGGACUGUGCGAAAGGCGGCUCCGUCCGCUGACGAAUCUCCCCCCUCCCUCUUUUGUUUUCGCGUCCCUCCGUGUGGCCCUGCGCUGCCCCGCACUCUCCGCCGCUCAAAGUUCCAGGAGACGCCAAUACACACACCCAAACCUCUGUCGCGUUGUAGCCGCUCACGCCGGAGGCCCUCCACCGGACGCAGCCCAGGGACGCCCUUACAAGGCUUCCGAGCUCGUUGUGAGACAAAGGUACCGCCAUCAACGAAACAGCCUGACGUAGGACAAACAAGUUGGAGCAAGGAAAGGCGUCUUCGCGGCGGAGUAUCGCCUCCGACGUAGGCGGCGCCGGCGUUGGACGAUGACGGCCAGGGACCUAACAACAAGGAGCUUCUGCACUGAAUCUGAGCAGUGCGCAUCGAUCGAGCACGGAGGUGGAGCCUGGGGCCCGCACUGGCCCAGGCCCGGCUCCGGCGGGCAACCCUUUUGAGCCGCCCAUUGGCAGAGACAGGGGCGGCCACGCCUUUCGCUCUGACACCGCUCACGGGACGCAGUACUUUGAGCCUUUUUGCUUGACGUCCCCCCCCCCCCCCCCCUCACUGCUCCCCCCUUUCCGCUCUUCCUUCUAUCCUACAAGCACACAAAACACACACAAACACAGACACACGCACACGCACACACAGACUCCUUUUAUGAAACUGGCAGGUUUUGUUUUCACCGUUAAUCAAGGCCUUCUUCUGUGCGUCUUCACGGGAGGGGGGGCCCAAGGACGUACGGGUCGAUUCCAAGAUGGCCACCUGGCGUUUGUUCGGCGGACAAGGACUCGCAUAUGAAGCGCGAAGGAAGGAAUAAAGGUGGCUAGGAAAUAAAAUGCGAAGAAAAGCUUGGUA